Messenger RNA from Portunus trituberculatus (swimming crab), 2772 nucleotides. Its product is annotated as RING finger protein 141-like. The record is from RefSeq and is a predicted model, not a curated record. The transcript is spliced from 7 exons. Gene Ontology annotation, molecular function: metal ion binding; ubiquitin-protein transferase activity. The coding region runs from base 174 to 1139 and encodes 321 amino acids. Gene Ontology annotation, biological process: protein autoubiquitination. NCBI's taxonomy places the organism in Eukaryota, Metazoa, Arthropoda, Malacostraca, Decapoda, Portunidae.
CACACAUGAAGGUAUUCAGCUUUGGAUGAUGACAAUCACACAAGACAAGGUCAAGUGUGCCAAGUGAAGGGAGUCAUCUUUACAAGGUGUGCCUGGGGGAAGGUCACUGAUGAGACAGCUGCUGUUUCUACCAUUAACAGUUCUUACUGUGCCACCAACUGUGGGUGUGCUGGAUGGGCACCAUGGGUCAGAAUAACAGCAGCAACCCCCUGCGGGAGAACCUGGAGUCACUCCAUAACCAGAUGAUGAAGCAUGCAGGAGCAGACUAUGACAUUGCCACUACCACCACACUCACCUAUGACCAGUUCCUCACCUACAUUACACAGCUUAACCAAAUAUGCCGUGAAUACAAAGACAGAGAAGGCCACAUGCUGGUCUUUGCCGUCAAGAAAGGCACUGAUUCCACUGUUUUCUGGAAAGCCACAGUCCGCAUUGCUUGUGUUAAGCUCAACACCAUUACCAACAAGGUUCAGUCAUAUCGCCUCCUCAACAUUCGCCAGUUCCUUCAGGUGUUCCGUCGAGUUACCUAUGAAUGUACUGGGGGAACACUGGGCAGUAUUGAUGGAGUACUUGGGACUGAUAUUGCAGGGGAUUGUAGCUCAAUGGAACAGGGCUCAGUGGUGCCUAUCCCUCCUACUAUGGCUGCCUCAUUGGUGCUGGGAGGGAUGCAGGAGGUGACUCAGGACACUUCAGCAGCUGCCUCCACCAGCCAGGAGGAGAUGGAGAGCCCAGGGGCAGUUGGUGGCUGGGACGUCAACCUGAGCGAGUGCAUGAUCUGUCUGGAGCGCAAGCCAGAUGUCAUCCUGCCUUGUACUCAUGCCUACUGCCUCCCCUGCAUAGAGCAAUGGUGGGAAUAUGCUAGACCUACCUCACAAGAAUGUGCCUCCUCCUCCUCUUCCUCCUCCUCCACCACCAGUCUUGUGUACCCAGUUAGCUGCCAAAUGUUUGGACACCACAACCUUCCUAAAAAAGCAACAAGGUCAGUGGUGGAGAAGACCUGCCCCAUGUGCCGUGAAUCUUUGGAGAGCACUGAUGACACCUGGGUGCUCUCUGAGGCUCCAGACUCUGACCAAGUCAAUGAAGAGAUCCGCAAGACACUCAUCAGCCUAGCAGGCACUGAGGGUGAGGCUUCCAAUUAAAGCUCUGACCUAUGAAGAGGAAGGAAGACAGGUGACAUGUCUAACCUAUCAAAGCUUUACCUCAGACAUUCAUUGGUGUAGUAGGGUUGGUAAGUCUGAGGCUUUUACCAAAGGAAGGCUGAGGGAUGGAUGUUAGAUGACUUUCCUCCUGCUGCUACAGCUCCACUUCACAGCUCCACUUCACAUCAGUUGAUCCACACCACUUCUUUGUGCUGGUCUUCUAACUUCAAUUGUAGAUGAAGAUUUGCUUUUUGUAUGUCAUUUACUUCCUGAAGACUUAUGAACAUUAAGGAAUUCCAGAGCAUUUUUCACUUAUGUGAUUGUCCAAAUGAUAUACUGUAGUUAAUUUCUCCAAGCACACUCAGCUCAAUAAACUUUACAGCUAUGUCUAUGAGUUUCAGAUGUUGAAUGUGGCCUGUUUUGUAUAAUAUAUAUCUGUCAUCAACUUUGCAAAGAGUGAUGCAUAUAAAACAACUAUCACAAAUUAUUAUUUUGAAACCCAUCUGACCUGGAGGUGAAGACUGUGCUUUAUAUCAUCUAUAUGUGUAUAAUUAGUUAAUGUUGGAAGCCAGCAAUUUCAGUAGAUGUAUUUCAGAGUUUUCACUUAGUUGUGAACUUGAUUAUUUAACUCCACCACUCCAAGACUAAAAACCUGAAGGAAGCAGGUUUUGCUGUAGAUUAGUUUUAUUUAUAGAACACAGCAUGUGGCAUUAUAUGUAAUAUAUGUAGUGAUAUGUAGCUUUUUCUUUAUACUGUCUAGAUGAGGGAGAAGGAACCUGAGGAUGAGCAUAGGUAGUGUGUGCAGCCUGCCAACAGAAUCCCUGCCAUGGAAUGGUUUGGGGAGGAGUAGGCCAAGCUGCCGUAUCAUGAGGCUCAACAUUUCCAUGUACCAUGUCAUCUAAGUCAGUACCAAAAAUGUGCUACUCUAUAGUGAUAAUGCUUUUCCAGUGCUUAUUACUGUUACUAGGUAUUGAACACAUUUAAAUCUUAUAUAUCAUGUGAUAUCAUAUCAUAUAUAAACCAAGUCACCAUUCAGUACUUUGAUACAAAAUACCAAAGCAUUUACAUCUUGGAAAGCAUCACUACCACUAGUGUACUAUUGUGUCCAAUGGUUAUAUUCUUUGUUUCUUACCUUUAGUACAUGAACUAAAAUCAUAAUGGUGUGGUAUAAAGUGAUGAUGGCAACCAAGUUUGCUGGGCUGGCAGACUAGUUUUGAGUGCCCAAGCCGCACUAGAUUUAGAAGUGGAUGGAUUACCAAGUGCAUUGUUGUGGAAUAUUUGUAUCUUUAGUACCUCAUUUUAAUACCAUAUCUAGCCAUAAUGGAAGCGACAGGUGAGAAUGGAGAGGGAAGAUUUGUGAGCGGGCAUUGAUUUAUUGUAUGCAUUUCCUGGUUCUAGGCUCUGUAAUGAUUUCCACUUUGUUGACGUAGUAGUACAUUUAUAUAUUUGCUGUAGACCAUUCAAGUUUCUACAUAGUCAGAGGUGUGGGACAUCAAGAAAGCAUGUUUGUUCUUUCAUUGUCAAUAUAUUCUUUAACUUCUGACAGGUCAGCAUUAUGCAAGUUAGUUGUGCAGACCUCAGGAGUAUACCCAGACCUAUAGAGUUGAUGCUAUUAAAAGUCAAAGAAAUCUCA